Alnus glutinosa is the source of this 805-nucleotide messenger RNA. RefSeq names its product protein CURVATURE THYLAKOID 1A, chloroplastic. The record is from RefSeq and is a predicted model, not a curated record. Gene Ontology annotation, cellular component: chloroplast thylakoid membrane; thylakoid. NCBI's taxonomy places the organism in Eukaryota, Viridiplantae, Streptophyta, Magnoliopsida, Fagales, Betulaceae. The coding region runs from base 120 to 614 and encodes 164 amino acids. The transcript has 5 exons.
AAAAAAACAAGAAAAAAAAACCUCGAGCAACAAAGACCCAGCAAUCAAAGUCAGCACCGCACUGUCAAAUAACCCAACAUUUGAGAUAAACAUAUCGUUUGGCUGUCCAAUCAUCAUCCAUGGCAGCAGCGGCGGCAUAUGCGACGCCCUAUCCCAGCACGGCCGUCUUAGUCCCACGCCUCCCCACCGCUCGCUUCUCUGCCUUGCCUUUCCUUCCACCUCGCUUGUCUUCCACAUCUUUUCGAGCUUCUACUGCUAAGCUUUCAGAAACCCGCAGGUCUUCUCUGCUUCAUAUCAGAGCCUCAUCUUCAGAAGAGACAUCCACUUCUAUUGACACUAGUGAGCUUUUUUCAGACUUGAAGGAGAAGUGGGAUGCAGUUGAAAACAAGUCCACAGUACUUCUCUAUGGAGGUGGGGCAGUAGUUGCUGUUUGGCUUUCUUCAAUUCUAGUUGGUGCUGUCAACUCAGUCCCUUUGCUUCCAAAGAUUCUGGAGUUGGUAGGGCUAGGAUAUACAGGAUGGUUUGUCUACCGUUAUCUUCUCUUCAAGUCAAGCAGAAAAGAACUAGCUACAGAUAUUGAAGCAUUGAAGAAGAAGAUUGCUGGAACUGAAUAAGUUCAUAUGAUUUGGCGUCAAGUGUAGCUUUAUAUAUUCGUCUGCAAUCAUCAUGUUGUCUUGGUUCUCUGUAUUUCCUGUAUAAGAGGCAUUUGUAUCCUGUGAUGUAGAAUAGGUUUUGAAUCAAUUGUCAUUACUCUUGUAUUUUCUCAUUUGGUUCUUCAAGUAAGACUUGGGCGGCUUUCUGUUUA